AUGAGUAGUAACAUUGCCUGAAUGUUACCACUUGCACCCUUCAACAAGCUUCAAAAAGUUAUUACAAAUUUUUAAACAAUUCAAAAAUGCACAGUGAAAUGAUUUCAUGGACAGUCGGCACCAGCUGUCAUCCAUACUCAAGCACAUGUGCGUUGUUUAAAUUAUUAAAUUAACAAUUAUGGCAAAAUUGGGCGCUUAUUACGGCCUAUGUCCCUUAAUUGACCACAGAAGUUUACUAGGAAUCACCAAAGACGAAGAAAACGGUGUUGUUAUAGUCACUUUGGGCAAAAAUAUCGCUGUGAAAUAUAAACUUUCAGACCAAAAACAGCUACACAGUUGGCGGACCAAAGAAAAGUUCAGCUCUCCUAUCAUCUACGAUAAGGAGCAGUCAAAAUAUGUGGCCGUAUUCAAUGAAAAUUUUCUGCGGGUUUGGAGCGAAAAUGAGGAGUUUAUUGAUAAGUUAAAAAAGUUUAAGUUUAAUCAACAAAUCCAGACCAUAUUCACGUGUAAUGAGAGAAGCUUUAUUGUGUUUAAAAAUGGGGCUGUUUUAUUGCUAAGUGAUGCGAUAGAGAGGCGCAAAGAGCUGACACUUGAGAGUGUGAUCGAUUCAGAUUCUGAAUCUAUUUAUGAGGUGUUAAAUGCCAGUUUUAACAAUUCGGUGUAUGUUGGUUUAGUUGUUAAAACUAAUCAUAAUUUUUGUUUGUAUUGGACAAAGUUUGUGGAGGACAUUCAAGACAAUUUCUAUAAAAUUUCUUUCAAAAGGGGGAACGCUGAUUUGACUGGUUAUGUGUUACACGUUGAUAAAUUCUCCGUAAAUUUUCUCUCUUUGUGGAGUGACGGGAGGGUUUAUUCAGUCGAAUUAAAAGAAACAGACCCUGAAUCCGCAGACAUUGGCGAAUUAUUCACAGUUAUUGAAUCGAUAUCGUGUAAAGAAUACGUCUCCUUGGUUUCCCUGGACCCCAACUACAUUGCAUUAUAUGGUUGUAAUUCUAACGAAGAAGGAGCUUUGCUAGUUAUCUACAACGUCCAGUUUAAAGUGGUUCAAACAAGACAGUCCUUCAAAUUAUUUACAAAUGGGGCAAAACUGUGUUGCAUUGAUGGCAAUUUAUUUUUCCCAGUGGGUCAGAAUCUUGCAGUGUUGCCAUUCCAUUUAGAUAUGGAACAAUUGGCAGCACUUGUUGGUAGUCACAAAGUUGUACAAACUGAACCAGAUCCUGAUAUUUCCAUUGUCCAUAAAGUACAGUUUGUUAGUUGGGGUAAAGAAGCUGAUUCUGAUGUAACAAAAGUGCCGGAAAAAAUCAAGCCAAAAGUUGACGAUUUUGUACGUCAAGGUUUAUCAGAUAAUUUUAUUUUUGAAACACUUUUGGCGGAAGUUUUGGACGAAAAAAAUCUGGACGCGCUUACGCAAAUGGUAAAUUAUUUCCCCGACAUACCGGAGAGUUGUUUAGUUAAGGUUUUAAAAUUUCUAAUUAAUUUAGAAUCCAAGUUGUUUAAGACUAAAACACAAAGUGGUGCCAGUAAUUUUCCUUCCAGUUUGCAACCGGUUGAAAGAACUGAGCUACUUGAUGUUAUUUUAACCAAAUCAUUUAAUGAAACUUUGCUUUUGUCGCAUCUUCGCUCAAUUUUGUCACUUGAUGAAGUGUUAGUAUUGCUGCAAUAUAUUCAUUUUUUGUUGUCUGAAGAUGGACACUGUUUGCCGUCUCGUAACGUUAUAGAAACGGAAGCAAAACUAAUUGAGUGGAGUUGCAUUUUGUUGGAUGCUAAUUACCAGAAGUUUUUAUUAAGUAGAGAUAAUAAAAUCAGUGAAGUUCUUUCAUCACUGAAAAAUCAAAUAAAAGAGGAACUCGGUUCUUUUGAUGAUUUACGACAGGUUGCAGCCUUGUUGACUGAAAUAAAAAAUAAACGGCCCAUUCAAAAGAAAAUUCACAUGGGAGGAAUGGACUAUUCAAUAGAAGAUUUUCCUUUGUAUUAAACUUGUUUAAUAUACCUUUGUUUUUUACAA
Messenger RNA from Tribolium castaneum (red flour beetle), 2002 nucleotides. RefSeq lists its product as uncharacterized. Gene Ontology annotation, biological process: maturation of SSU-rRNA. Lineage: Eukaryota; Metazoa; Arthropoda; Insecta; Coleoptera; Tenebrionidae. Gene Ontology annotation, cellular component: nucleus; nucleolus. The record is from RefSeq and is a predicted model, not a curated record. Bases 179 to 1972 code for a protein of 597 amino acids. Gene Ontology annotation, molecular function: RNA binding. The transcript is spliced from 4 exons.